UCGUAAUAGUUCAUCUCACAUCUCCACCUCAUCACUUCAUCAUCAGCAGCAUCAACAAAAAGAUCAUCACCAUCAUCAGGAACUCACUUGACUGCACGCUUGCCGGUUUCCACUCAGACGUGACUCCUGCAACAACCAUGACAUCUUAUGAGCCCCCUGCCAAGAGGAUCCUGCACAGUGGUUACUUCAAUCCUACACUGCGGCAAUGGCAGUCUUCCAAUACUGAGAUCCACCCGUGGAACCUGAUGUAUCCUAUCUUCAUUGUUGAUGAACCAGAUGCUGUUCAGCCAAUCAGCAGCCUUCCUGGGGUGAGCCGUUAUGGAGUCAAUAAGCUUGUUGAUGCUUUGACACCAUUGGUGCAGAAUGGCCUCUCAUCUGUGCUUCUGUUUGGAGUGCCAACCAAUAUGCCAAAAGAUAAGACUGGGACAAGCGCUGAUACCCCAGACACACCAGUCAUUGUGGCUAUCAGGCUGCUGCGUGAGGCAUUUCCAAACCUUGUAGUGGCAUGUGAUGUGUGUCUGUGUGCAUACACUGACCAUGGCCACUGUGGCAUCCUGAACGAGAAUGGAACCAUAGACAAUGCCAGCAGCAUCAAACGCCUUGCACAGCAGGCCACAUCCUAUGCUAAAGCAGGUGCUCAAAUUGUUGCUCCAUCUGACAUGAUGGACGGCAGAAUUGGUGCAAUCAAGGCAGAGCUGAAGGCAGCCGGUUUGAGCAGUCAAGUGUCAGUCCUCUCUUAUGCUGUCAAAUUUGCGUCUUCCUUCUAUGGCCCAUUUAGAGAGGCUGCCAAGUCUGCCCCAGCCUUUGGUGACCGGCGAUGCUACCAGCUGCCCCCAGGAUCAUCAGGAUUGGCCAAGAGAGCUGCUGAGCGUGAUGUGGAGGAAGGAGCAGACAUGCUGAUGGUGAAGCCAGGCAUAUCUUACCUUGACAUUGUGAGGCAGACCAAAGACAGCUACCCUCAGCACCCUCUCUUUAUCUAUCAGGUAUCAGGAGAGUACGCUAUGCUGUACCAUGGGAGCCAAGCCGGUGCUUUCAAUCUGAGAACUACACUCAUGGAAGUCCUCACCAGCAUGCGGCGUGCAGGUGCUGAUGUCAUCAUUUCAUACUACACUCCAAAGAUCCUUGAUUGGCUGAAGGAAGACAAGAAUAGUGCUUAAUGGAUUCUUGUGGCAAAACAGUACAGACACUGGGAGCAACAUUCUAAGGAACAAAUUAAUGGUAGUUGUUAUUAUAAUUUGUGUGAAUGGCAGCUGGUUUUAUUUUCUUAUGUGAAUGUUUGAAAUAGUGUACUGACAAGGCACUGACUUACAUAAUGUAUCUAUGGAUAUAUAUAUAUGAUUACAUUAACAUACUCCUGUUUGUGUAAUUUCAGUGCACAAAGCAGAUUUUUCUAUAACAAAGUCAAGCAAUAAACAACUUUUGGGAGCUAUUUUGUCCUGUACUCAAAGUCAAAUAUUUUAUAUAAAAUUUUGCAUGUCAAGAAACAGUAUUAAAGAAUACUUAAUGUUUUGUGAUAUGAAUGUUUGCCAUGUUCAAAUGCUUUUUACAAGAGUAUUUUCUAUAAAUGAACAGCAACUGUACAUAAUAGUUGUACUUGUGAACAGUUUUGUAUGGGCUCUCGGUAGUGUUCUGAUGUGGUGACGGUGCGCACACUUGGCAUUAUAGUACUUUGGUAGUAUCCAUAAGAUAGUCACAUGGUUUAUGUAUGAAGUAGAGAAUAUGUAGCAUUAUGCAUUGUUCCAGAUUUUGUAUGUGUUUUAUGAAAAAUACAAGAAGCACUUUGUAACAUUCUGUCUUCCUGUUGUUAUUUGUAUAACCAAAUAAACAUGUGUAAAAGUAUUUUGUGAUGAACUUGUCUUCAGAAUAAACUGUUACUUAGUGCAAUGAAUCUUCAGCUGUUGCAGUCUUGAUAUUUUGUAUGUGGUUGUUGCUGGCUGUGAUAUAUAUAUUUUUCUGAAAAUUAUGAAUUAUAAACUGUUUAUUGUGUGCUGAAUGCAGGCCAUGUCAAAUAGAAGAAUAAGUUUAAUUGUAAUAGGUGUUGAUCUUGUGAUAACAUGAUUAUCAUGAAACAAGAACUCAUUAUAUUCUGUAAAUGAAACGAUUACUGAUGUGAUCAUUGUUUCACUAGAAUAGAAUAAAUUGGUUAAUGAAGAA
Messenger RNA from Scylla paramamosain (green mud crab), 2154 nucleotides. Its product is annotated as delta-aminolevulinic acid dehydratase-like. Gene Ontology annotation, molecular function: porphobilinogen synthase activity; zinc ion binding. NCBI's taxonomy places the organism in Eukaryota, Metazoa, Arthropoda, Malacostraca, Decapoda, Portunidae. The record is from RefSeq and is a predicted model, not a curated record. Gene Ontology annotation, cellular component: cytosol. Bases 138 to 1157 code for a protein of 339 amino acids. Gene Ontology annotation, biological process: heme biosynthetic process. The transcript has 9 exons.